Molecule: messenger RNA, 1410 nt
Organism: Melozone crissalis (California towhee)
Lineage: Eukaryota; Metazoa; Chordata; Aves; Passeriformes; Passerellidae
Gene: PCYT2
Product: phosphate cytidylyltransferase 2, ethanolamine
Exons: 13
Coding region: 1-1146 (381 amino acids)
Biological process (GO): phosphatidylethanolamine biosynthetic process
Cellular component (GO): cytoplasm
Molecular function (GO): ethanolamine-phosphate cytidylyltransferase activity
Source: RefSeq, a predicted model, not a curated record
AUGCUGCGCAACGGGGCGGCGGGCGGCGGCGGGGCCGCGGCGGGCGGCGGCGGCCACCGGCCCGUGCGCGUCUGGUGCGAUGGAUGCUAUGACAUGGUGCACUACGGCCACUCGAACCAGCUGCGCCAGGCACGGGCCAUGGGCGAUUACCUGAUCGUUGGGGUCCACACCGAUGAGGAGAUUGCCAAGCACAAGGGUCCCCCCGUCUUUACACAGGAGGAGAGGUACAAAAUGGUGCAGGCCAUCAAGUGGGUGGAUGAGAUUGCUCCUGGAGCUCCUUAUGUCACCACGCUGGAAACCCUGGACAAGUACAGCUGUGACUUCUGCGUGCAUGGGGAUGACAUCACCUUAACUAUCGAUGGCAAGGACACCUAUGAGGAAGUAAAGACAGCAGGGCGAUACAGGGAAUGCAAGCGCACCCAGGGCGUGUCCACCACUGACCUCGUUGGCCGCAUGCUGCUCAUGACCAAGGCUCACCACAGCAACAUAGAUGAGGACCUAGACUAUCGGAAGCACACUGACAACUUUGGGAAGGGGCCCAAGGGUCACAGUCCCUGGACUGGUGUCUCGCAGUUCCUGCAGACAUCCCAGAAGAUCAUCCAGUUUGCAUCAGGGAAGGAGCCCCAGCCAGGAGACACCAUCAUCUACGUGGCUGGAGCCUUCGACCUAUUCCAUGUUGGCCACGUGGAUUUCCUGGAGAAGGUUCACCAGUUGGCAGAGAAGCCCUACAUCAUUGCUGGGCUGCAUUUCGAUCAGGAGGUGAAUCGCUACAAAGGGAAGAACUAUCCCAUCAUGAACAUCCACGAGCGAACCCUCAGCGUCCUGGCCUGCAGGUAUGUCUCAGAGGUGGUGAUUGGAGCUCCCUACGCUGUCACUGCUGAUCUGCUGGAUCACUUCAGGGUGACGCUUGUUUGCCAUGGGAUGACUGAGGUGGUGCCGGACAAGGACGGUUCUGAUCCAUAUGAGGAACCAAAGCGACGUGGCAUUUUCCAGCUGGUGGACAGUGGCAGCAAUCUCACCACAGAUCUAAUUGUGCAAAGAAUCAUCAAGAACAGGCUGGAGUUUGAAGCUCGCAACCAGAAGAAAGAAGCCAAAGAGCUGGCUGUGCUGGAGGCCAUGAGGAGGCUGGAGCAGGAGAAGCACUAGGCUGCAGAGGGGCGUGUGUGAACCAGCGAGAGCUGCAGCUUCACCCUCUGCGAGAGCAGCUGCUCUGCAGGACAGGAGCCCUGAAGGGGGCAGCCCUGCUGGCGCGCAGGAUGUGCUGCCCUAGCUCCUCCUGCACUAAUUACGCAGACAUAAACGAGUUGGGAUUCCGUUGCCUAGUUUUAUUUCCGUUAAUCAGUCCCUGUCCCUUUUCCCAGGAGGAGAUUUGACAAAACAAAAAGGUUUUAAUUAUAACUAAUGUUUUAA